ACCGGAAGUACUAAGACAACUUCCGGGUUUAUUUGUAAUAUUGGCGGUCUGCGGGUGAACGCUGCUGUUUCCCCUCCCUGAUCUUUUUCCUUUAACUAACCGCUGUUUUGACGUUUAUAUACUUUAAUGGUUGUCCUUACUUGACAAAAUGAGGUUAAGGUUGUUGACGUUUUGUUUAAUCUAGUCCCAGAUGAGCGGCGAAGAGUUAAAGACACUCCUAAAGUUAAGCCUCAGAGUUUGUAGCUAACGGGCUAACUGCGCUGAGUGUCGCAGUAACUUCACUCAGACCUUUGGCAUUUUUUUAUCCUGGAAAACGUGACUUAUCCGAACCUUUUAUCAUGGAGAAUACAGCAGCGAUGCAGAAAAGAAACGGCAAAUAUCUGUGGUUUGCGAUACUCGGUUUGGGUUUUAAUCCUGAGACGGAAAUCUCUAAUUUAGCCAUAAAAAGCAGCACAAAACACAUCAACCUGGGCCCGACGAUGUUUGACAAACCAAAUAAGGAUGCGUUUUAUAUUGUGACACAUUUUCUACUGGAAAAGCUAAAUCCAACAAGAUUUAACGAAUUAUACAGGCACUGUUGGCCUGUCCUGAACCACAAAGCGGAUGCGGAGUUUAGAAAAGUCACCUGCGCAUGGCUGAGGGAAAUAAUGGAUGAGACGGCCAACGCAGGGUCCAAGGUCCAGCCGUCUUUGUUUCUCUCUCCUGGAGGCCCCAAAUUUGUGACUUUGAUGCUUCACUUGUCUAAUCACGUCAUGCUGCAAGAAAUGAAGACUUUCAACACAGACGGCAGCUGGGUUCCUGAGGCGGCGGCUUUCCCUGCGUCCUCUGUGGAUAUGGCAAUGAAGAGACUGAACCUGAUCCGAGCCAGGUUUAUGAAAACUGCUGUAGAUCAGGACCGCUUCCUCCACGAGUAUCAGAGAAGAGCCCAGGCCCUGGUUAAGUCUGUGAGGGAAACUCAGGCUGAAGGCGCGAAGUACGAUGAGCUGCUCAAGCGAUACAGCGAUGACACUGUGCCAGACCAAGCUUCUCUUGUUGAAAAGGCCAGAAAGGUGCGUGCCUUGUGGUCAACCAUUGAAGGAAUUGUUUCAUCGACCCAAGAGGAGCGUCAUUCAGUGCAGUGCGUCUUAAAAGGAGAUGUCGAUCAAUACACACUCGAUGGGACCGAAAAGGCUCUCAAAAUCUCCCCCAGUUUGUUGGAAAGGAUCGAGCAGCUUCCUCAUCCGUUGAGUUCUGGGAAUGUCUAUGAAGCCGGGCAGCUGAACCUCCUGAGUGUGCUCGAGCUGACGAACCACGCGCUGCAGCUGUUGAAGGAAGAAAAGGCUAAAGUUUCCCCUUGGCCUAAAACGCUCCUCGUACCUGAACAGCUGCAAGAAAAAUGUCAGCGAAUGAGCCGCGUUCUGCAGGAGCUCCACCUCAUUAGGCAAAAAAUCUCAAAAGAAGAGGUUCCUGAAGUCAAGGCGGCCAUUAGAGAGUUGGAGCUGGAGUGGGACAGGAAGUGGAGUGAUGUUCUUCGAACUACGCCACUGAUGGCUUUUCUGAAUGAAGAUCCCGCUCUUGGCUUUUUGUCGCCAAUGGCUCCACUGUCUUUCGAACCUGCUCCAGAAGCAAGUUUUAAAAGUAGCAUAUUCACCCAGUAUCCUGCAAAACUACUUGAUAAACCACUGGAAAAGCCAAGAAAUGAACUGGUUACCAAGCUGCCAAUGACUAAAAGUAAUAUUCGUUCGGACUUGGGUGAAAACGACGUCCCUGCGCCGCCGACCGAAGCCUCAUCUCGGGGAAAUACUUCUUUAGACUGGCUGUUUGAAGGCCCCUCACCGCCCAAGACUGAACCAGCUCCACUGUCUGAAGUUGUGAAAUCCAGCGCUGCAUCAAACGUCUCCAAGGCCACGCCACGAAGAUUGAAGAGUGAAAUAAUUGAGUUGGAGUGUGAAAAUCUGGCGCAUCAGUUUGCAGAUGCAGUAACUACAACUGACGCUACACCGGGCCACGCCAAAGGUCUGGACUUGGAAGAUCUUCUGAGCACGAUUCACGGAGACCCUUUUUCUACCAGAAAGCAGCUGCCGCGAACACCUGAGAGCUUGAUCAUGGAUGUCAAAAGUUCCUGGCGAAAGGCGGUUGAAGAGGACAAAGCCGAGAGACUGCGCUCAACCAAACUCAGCGACAGCAUAUUGGGACACCUCACUCCUCUCGGCGAACCUGCUUUUAGUUUCCAAAGCCCGUUUGCUCCUCCCCCGGAUAAACCGAAACUGAGCCCUCCCCCUCCUGAAACCACGCCCUCCGUCUGCCAGCAGGGGGCCAUGAUGAAAUCCAAUUUGGGAUGGGACACUUUCAACACGGAGAUGGACAGUCCGAGCGGUACAGGCAGCAGCGCGGUCCAGUUUAGUCUUGACCACGAAACACUCCCUGAAAUGCCAAGUUGUGAUAGUUUCUUAAGCCUCGACGAUGUGGAUAUAAAGAGCGAGGAGGAAGAGGCGUCUCCCGAUGAACAGACAGGACUGAAACGCUCUGAGAACUUGUUUGCUGGUCAAAUAAACCAACCAGACACCAACCUCCUGUCUCCUGAGCUCCCUACGCUGGACAGGGAUUGGGCAGUGGACCCGGUAAAGUCGGAUAAAACUGGGGAUAAAAAGUUUUCUCUGGAUUUUGACACACUGGGUUCACCGUCCACACCCACUCAAGAAUACAGCCUGCCCAAACUGAUCACGUUUUCACCCAUCGAUGACAUGAGCACGAGUUAAUGAACUUAUUCUAUAAACUAUUUUGAGGUCAUUCGCUGUACAUAACUGUAAACUUAACAUAUUUUUUUUACUCUAAACACGCAGUGAAUUUUCUGCAAACUCAAAUUGUACAUAUAAUUUACUAACUUGUACAUAUUGUGUUUAUGUAGAAUGUCUUAAUAAAAAUCUCACAGCUUGUAAUAAAAUAUCUUCUGGUAAUUUUCACUUCUGAUGUAACUCCAAAAAAAACACCUGUUGCUCUUGAAAUAUUGUACUUGCACUAACCAGGCGACAGGGGGCGCCAAGCACUGGGUUACUGUGGGUUGUAAAGUACUGUAAACACGUAGAGAACACCGGAAAUGCAGUAUUUAAUAAAGUUUUGGUGCAAAAUGU
Periophthalmus magnuspinnatus is the source of this 3110-nucleotide messenger RNA. It is a transcript of the gene haus6, whose product is annotated as HAUS augmin-like complex, subunit 6. Gene Ontology annotation, cellular component: HAUS complex; mitotic spindle microtubule. Lineage: Eukaryota; Metazoa; Chordata; Actinopteri; Gobiiformes; Gobiidae. Gene Ontology annotation, biological process: spindle assembly. The coding region runs from base 339 to 2738 and encodes 799 amino acids. The transcript is spliced from 16 exons. Gene Ontology annotation, molecular function: microtubule binding. The record is from RefSeq and is a predicted model, not a curated record.